AUUUAAUUAUUCUCCUCUGCUUGCAUGUUAUUUUGGAUUGCCUCCCUAGUCAGCUUUUUGGCGAGGAGGAUGAGGAUCAGGAAGUGUCACCUGACACAGCUGACCCUGAGGCUGCUUGUCUCACAUGCAGGACCUGAAGGACAUGGCCAAUAAUGUUCACUAUGAAAACUACCGGAGUAAGAAACUAGCAGCUGUCACCUGCAACGGGGUCGACGCCACCAAGAACAAGGACCAGCUCACAAAGAGUCCCCUGGCCCAGAUGGAGGAGGAGAGGAGGGAGCACGUGAUGAAGAUGAAGAAGAUGGAGACAGAGAUGGAGCAGGUCUUUGAGAUGAAGGUCAAAGAAAAGAAGCAAAAAAUGAAGGACUCUGAGGCAGAGUUGGAGCGGCGUCACGAACAGAUGAAGAAGAAUCUAGAAGCUCAGUAUAAAGAGCUUGAGGAGAAGAGGCGCCAGUUUGAGGAGGAAAAAGCCAACUGGGAGACCCAGCAACACAUCCUGGAGCAGCAGAAACUUGAUGCAUCAAAGACAAUGGAAAAGAACAAGAAAAAAGGAAAAAUCUUUUAAAGACAUCAUGAAGCUCCAUUCCUUAUAAAACCAGAAACUCCUUGCAUCUCUUUAGAUGUUCUGAUGUUUUAUGACCCCAUAAGAAACACAUGCUGGAGUGCUACAUCACAGUUUACUGCACAUUCCAUUUCAACAUGAAUGAAAGGAAUGAAAUGUAGGAUAUUUUUAUAGUCACAUCCACACACGAUAUCAUCGCCCUCUUCUGGUUGAUUAUUAUAUUGCACCACAUGCCCAGUAUUUCAAGUGUAUGUUCUCCACCUUUUGAUUAGAGUGAGAAUAUUGACCUUUGAAACUUUAAAUAUAAACAAUACUUCAUGUUCGUAAUAAUUUCUGACAGUACAGACAGACAUUUUCAGCUCUGCUGUCCACAUUCACACAUCUUAGUGUUAAGAUGGUCUCGUGGUAGGUUCGUAUGGCUGUGAUGGAGAAUCAGACAGACAGACAGAAACAAGUGCAACGAAUUAAUACAGAGCUAAGCAUGUAUGUGUUGAAAAUUAAAGCUAUGGAUCAAUGGUUUUUGUUCUCUGCUGGUGUGUGACAUGAUGUGUGUUUCUUUGGGGUCAUAAACAUUUGAAGACCUGUUUUAACAUUAUUGCACAGCUAAAUUAUGACAAUAACAGUUUCCAUGCGUUUAAACCCUUUUGCUGGCUGUGUACGUAGAUAAUUGUGUCCCUACCAUAGAUGAGGUUAUACAAAAUGGCGUGAUGGUCCAUAUUAAUAACAAUAGUCAUUUUUUGAUAUGGAUGGAUAUAAAAUAAUUACAGUAAAAUUAUAGGAAGUUGCUAAAACAUUCUGCCUUAAAAUUGCAGACUUUUACGGCAUUUGUCUGCUCAUGUUUUAUUCUCUUUUUUUUUAUUGUGAACCGAUUAUGUUAGAUGUCCCUCAAUCUAUUCCUAAACUGAUCUGAGACCAGUUUGUUUCAUUUUAAUAGUUGGGACUUGAAUUUUUAGUUGUUAUGGCUGGUCCUAGAUCAGGGCUUGGUGCUCACUUUUAACCCGAGUGAGUUCAGUAUAUCUAAACAGAUGUUAUUUUAGCCAUACUCACCCAGAUUACCCUUUAUAAUAAACUCACUUUACAUUCUAAAUGUAAAUGAGAGUGGAAGCGCUCUUUGUUUCUGUCGGAUAGUUUAGAUUUAUAACACACAGGCUCCAGUUCUAACACAUGCCAAACAGACAGCAACGUGCACAAAACUCUCAAUGCAAAGGACAAUAAAGAGUCCCUGUAUGCCUCGAGAUCACACACUAUUAUAUAUUUUGAAGGUUAGUCAUUAUACAAGUUUGAACACUCUGUUCUUCCUGAUGU
This is a messenger RNA of Cyprinus carpio (common carp), 1867 nucleotides long. Its product is annotated as septin-7-like. The transcript has 5 exons. The record is from RefSeq and is a predicted model, not a curated record. The coding region runs from base 125 to 565 and encodes 146 amino acids. Gene Ontology annotation, molecular function: molecular adaptor activity; GTP binding; GTPase activity. Gene Ontology annotation, biological process: cilium assembly; cytoskeleton-dependent cytokinesis. Lineage: Eukaryota; Metazoa; Chordata; Actinopteri; Cypriniformes; Cyprinidae. Gene Ontology annotation, cellular component: cell division site; microtubule cytoskeleton; septin ring.